Molecule: messenger RNA, 978 nt
Organism: Cheilinus undulatus (humphead wrasse)
Lineage: Eukaryota; Metazoa; Chordata; Actinopteri; Labriformes; Labridae
Gene: mc1r
Product: melanocortin 1 receptor
Exons: 1
Coding region: 1-978 (325 amino acids)
Biological process (GO): G protein-coupled receptor signaling pathway
Cellular component (GO): membrane
Molecular function (GO): melanocyte-stimulating hormone receptor activity
Source: RefSeq, a predicted model, not a curated record
AUGGAUCUGACCAACAGGUCCCAUCAUAACCCCUCCAUCCUCCAUGUAGAGUUCAGCCCUCUCAGUGACUUUAUGGAGGAGAAUGACACCAACAUCACCUCCGGGGACCCAAACUCGUUCAGCUGCGUGCAGGUUCGGAUCCCUCAGGAGCUCUUCCUAGCCCUAGGGCUCAUCAGCCUGGUGGAGAACAUCCUAGUGGUUCUAGCCAUCUUCAAGAACCGGAACCUGCACUCUCCCAUGUACUACUUUAUCUGCUGCCUGGCGGUGUCCGACAUGCUGGUGAGUGUGAGCAACGUAGUGGAGACGAUUUUUAUGCUCCUCAACGACCACGGCCUGCUGGACUUGCACCCUGGCAUGCUGCGCCACCUGGACAACAUCAUUGACGUGAUGAUCUGCAGCUCUGUGGUGUCCUCGCUCUCUUUUCUGUGCACCAUCGCCGCGGAUCGAUACAUCACCAUCUUUUACGCGCUGCGCUACCAUAGCAUCAUGACGACGCAGCGCGCCGUCACCAUCAUCGCGGUGGUGUGGCUAGCCAGCAUCACCUCGAGCAUCCUUUUCAUCGUGUACCACACCGACAACGCAGUUAUCGUGUGCCUCGUGACCUUCUUCUGCAUCACGCUGGUGUUUAAUGCCGUGCUCUACCUGCACAUGUUCCUCCUGGCACACCUGCACUCCCGGCGCAUCGUGGCUUUCAACAAAAGUAGGCGCCAAUCCACGAGCAUGAAAGGUGCGAUCACCCUCACAAUUCUCCUUGGUGUCUUCAUUUUGUGCUGGGGCCCCUUCUUCCUCCACCUCAUCCUCAUCCUCACCUGUCCCACCAGCCCCUUCUGCAACUGCUUCUUCAGAAACUUUAACCUCUUCCUCAUCCUCAUCAUCUGUAACUCGCUCAUCGAUCCGCUCAUCUACGCGUACCGGAGCCAAGAGCUGCGUAAAACUCUACAGGAGCUGGUUCUGUGCUCCUGGUGUUUCGGAGUGUAA